Dreissena polymorpha is the source of this 1320-nucleotide messenger RNA. RefSeq lists its product as uncharacterized. The record is from RefSeq and is a predicted model, not a curated record. The transcript has 6 exons. Bases 326 to 1021 code for a protein of 231 amino acids. Gene Ontology annotation, molecular function: protein dimerization activity. NCBI's taxonomy places the organism in Eukaryota, Metazoa, Mollusca, Bivalvia, Myida, Dreissenidae.
AUGGCGUGGCCUGUAGGAGGUUCAUAGAUCGAUUUGUCCAGAUCCUUGAUACACUUGAUGAGCUUCUGGAAAGAAAAGGGAUUCUGAGAUUGUUGCCAUUCGAGACAAGAUCACGAGCAAAAACACUGUGGCAGCUAUUCUGGUCAUGUGCGAUAUGCUCCAGCCAGUGAACAUCUUCUGCAAGUUUCUACAGGGUUCUGCAAUGGAUUUCUCAGAUGUGACAAGAAAAUAAAAGGAGUUGACAGACAACCUGGAAAUCUUAACCCAGAGAUUCAGGGCAUGCCUACAACCUCCAGGAGUGGAAGAUGACCUAUAUCUGUCGCGCAUGAGCACCCUCUUUGCAGAAAUUGAUCAACGAACAGUUUAUUCAAGAAGACUAAGAGACAAGGACAGUUACACCCCUACUCAGGUAGUGGAGGAGCUUGCCAUCCCUAUGGUCAACAAACUCCUAGAAGAACUAGAUAGCGGUUUCAACUUCGUGUCGCCAGAGCUUAAAGCCUUCUCAGUCUUCACAUUGACAAAUCUGCCUGAAACCAUUGUGGAACUGCGAGAAUCAGACUAUGGAAAGGCGAAAAUUGAGACCUUGACCUCACACUAUGGGCUUCGAAAAGAAGACACAUACAAAGGUCAAACAUUGCAGAGCCCACCAUUGUUCGACAAGGCUACUGCCCUUGCAGAGUUUGACGGCUUUAAAUAUGUUAUGUUCAUGCAUAGAAACAGCAAUCCACCUGUGGAUUUGCUGCAGAAGAUGCUGGGGGAUGAACAUCUUAGGACAACCUACCCCUGUAUGUACCAGCUGUUGCUGCUGUCAAGACUUGUGCCCUCCAGCACUGCCUCUGUGGAAAGGGUGUUUAGCCUAAUGAACAAUCUCUGCACAACAAAUCGAAACUGUUUUUCUCAGGAAACAUUGACAGCACUAAUAAUGCUGUGCAGGGAGGGAUGCGAGCAACUUAGUGAUGUGCAAACAUCACAGACUGUAGAAAUUUUUAAAAAAAUGAAAGAGAGGGACAUUUCUUUAUAAGAGAUAUAAGAGAUCAAAACAACUAAUAAUUGAUUUUGUGUGUUCUUUAUAAUAUUUUGUUAUUUAUAUCAACUUUAUUACUUAAUGGUCAUUAAGGCAUGCCUGCAAAUGAUUAUUUUAAUGGGUUUGUUCAAUUAAGUAUGAAUUGUAUGAUGUAUUCAAUAAGACCCAUACUUCACGACGCGAUUUUCCCAAUUUAAGGAUUUCACGACUCGAUUUUUCCCAAUUUUGAGGUUUUCACGACUCAAUUUUUCCCAAUUGGACCGGUACGGGUACUUUUCCCAAUUGGACAAGGAAAA